Cryptomeria japonica (Japanese cedar) is the source of this 1333-nucleotide messenger RNA. Its product is annotated as MADS-box transcription factor 23. Lineage: Eukaryota; Viridiplantae; Streptophyta; Pinopsida; Cupressales; Cupressaceae. Gene Ontology annotation, cellular component: nucleus. The record is from RefSeq and is a predicted model, not a curated record. The coding region runs from base 437 to 1114 and encodes 225 amino acids. Gene Ontology annotation, molecular function: RNA polymerase II cis-regulatory region sequence-specific DNA binding; DNA-binding transcription factor activity, RNA polymerase II-specific; protein dimerization activity. Gene Ontology annotation, biological process: positive regulation of transcription by RNA polymerase II. The transcript has 8 exons.
CAAUGCCCUUACGAUAAGUUUUUGAUGAAAAGAUUGUAUAUAAUUGUACAAUUAGCAAGGUUGAAGUCCUUCCUUACCUUUAGAGGGAGUCCCACCUCCUGCAUUUUUCUGCAACGCCAACAGAGAGAUUUCAAAUGGUUUUACUUGUUGACGGACCCCAUUUCUUUUAGCUUUACCCUUUGAGUUUUCCGCUUUACCCUUUGAGUUUUCCACAUUUCCUCGAUGUGGGAAUCCUAAGAUUCGGUGGGUGGUAGGUUGGUUCAUAUUCAGAGGAAAUCAGAGAAGAGUAUACCUAAUUGAAGUGUUUAGUGUGGGUUUUCAGUAUAGAUUUGAGUGAUUUAGGUGCAGAUCUGUGGCUAUUUUGGGAAGAGAUUCAGAGCUUUUUUCUUAGGUUUCCUGACAUUUUGUCUGUGGGAGAAGUGUGUGUGUGGGGAACAUGGGGCGAGUAAAGAUAGAGAUGAAGAGAAUAGAGAACGUGACAAACAGGCAAGUCACAUUAUCCAAGCGCAAAGCUGGGCUGUUUAAGAAGUGCAAGGAGCUCUCUGUUUUGUGUGAUGCAGAGGUGGCUGCCAUUGUUUUCUCAGACACCAGGAAGCUUUAUCACUAUCCACAAACCCCCGGGGAUGUAAACAAUGUCGUUGAACGAUAUACUAGUGUUGAUAAUUGCCCACUACAAAAUGUGGAGAGAAACAAGGAGGAAGGAAUAUAUUGCAAAUUAGCACCAUAUCUAAAUGUCCGGAGAGAAAAGAUGAAGGAAUUGGAAAAAGAAAACAAGAAUAUGCUGGGAGAAGACUUGGGUUUGCUAUCUCAAGAUGAAUUAGAAUCCUACGAAAGAAAAAUUGAGGGAUCUAUUAAGAAAAUAAGAGAUAAAAAGAAACAACUUAUGAUGCAGGAGAUAACAAAUAAUGAGAAUCAGGUACAAUGUUUACAAAUCCAAAAUCAUGAAUUAAAAAAGAAGAUACAAUAUUUUGAUAUCUAUAAUCAUGAGCUACAAAAAAGGGAAAGCGAGCCCAUCAUCAAUGAAGUUUCAACCUUCACAAACAAAGACGAUAUGGCAUACUCUAAAUAUAAAGAUUCUUAUAUUCUAAAUAUAGAUCCUUAUGAUCAAUUUUGAUAAUAAUAUAUUUUUUGAUAUCAUGAUAUAACCUAGCGACUCAAUCCAACAACCCAACCAUAUCAUACCUCGCAUUUUGAUGAUAACAUUAUUGUACCUAUAAAUCUUGACAAUGAUUUAAUAUUUGACUUUACUCUUUAACUUAAAUACUAGCAACACUUAACACAAUGUUUGAUUCUUACAAAGAGAUUUAUUAAUACUUUUCAAAUUUUAUUAAUA